GCCGUCCCGGAGUGGCUGAAGCGCUAUAAAUACGACGGGGGGGCCAGGUGAGCUGCAAGAGAGACGGACAGAGCCACCACCGUCAUCAUCACCGCAUCGAGCGAUUGCAACGCGCAACCAUGAAAGCGACGGCCGCGAUCUGCUGCUCCCUCGCGCUGGUGCUGGUGGCGUCCGGCGGGAGACGGAGUGGACUGCACGCAGCCUCCAUCGGGCGCUCCGCGAUCCUGCGAGCCCCCGCGAGCUUCCGGCAACUCGAGGCUCAUCCCGACCUGCAGAUGGGCGACCAGGAUGACAGUCAAAUUCUGCUCAACAUGAUCGUAGAGGCCAUGCGCAUGAGAGACGCGGGCCCCGAGACCGAUGGCCCCGGCGAGGGGGAGGCCACGCGCGUGGUCGACGGGCUCCCAGAGUUCCCCCGGGAGGAGGCUCGGGCCCUGGUGCCCAAUGAGCGUCCCUUCGUGCCAGGAGCUCUGUCUCCUCGGGACCGCAAGGCGAACUGUCGCAUGUUCUACUGGAAGACCAUGGCCGCGUGUUGAACAGCACAAGGCAGUGGAAUGGCGAUGGGAGGGUAGUCCUGGGUGAUGAUGAACGCGGCGGCGGUGGUGGUGGGUGAUGUUGGUGAUCAGGGGGAUUAAUUUCUCACGUUAUUUUUUUUCCGGGUCCCUGGCGGACUGAUGUGUAUGAGUAAUUUCACUCGGCGCUGUUUGGGGAUGAGCUCCAGAAAAUAUUUCUGCCUCCCCCCCCCGUCCCAUCGCCGUAGAGGAGGGGGUUGGAAGGCCCAGGGAGAUCUUCCAUGAGAAUGAAGCCCUGGCGACACGUGACUAGUAGUCGGCCACAGCAAUAGCGAGAUGUCAACUGGAUGUGGUGUGCCGGGUGCAAAAACAUUUUUCUCGGGUUGCCGACCGAUCCGGACAUAUCCAAGAGAAAUUAAGCCCUGAAUUGACGAUGAUGAUGGAGGUGAUGGUAAUGAUGAUGAUGGUGGUGGUGGUGAUGAUCAGGGCUUAAUUUUUUUUAUGGAAUAUUUUGGGUGCCUUUAACCGACAGGAGUGGGGGGGGGUGAAGCAGGGAAAAAUUUUCCGGAGAUCGGCCCUGGACAGCUCCGGUUGAAAUGAAGAGCUAGUGAUGGUGGUGGUGGGUGGUGGUGGGUGGUGGUGGGUGGUGCGUACGCGUGUGUACGUGUAGAGGAAGCCUCAGGCUCAAACAUUUGUUCACCUGCGACUAAAUUAAAAACUUAACAAAAAUAUAUACUUUAAAGAAGAAUCAAUCGACUAAAUUAUUAAUGCAACUCAACACUCGACCUAUAUUGUACAUAAUUUAAGGUAUACGAGAUAUACGUAUGUGUAUUAUAUACUGUACGUAUAUGCGGCUUUGUAUCAGUGGAGUGUAUCCGUGUGCGUGUGCCUUGUGGUGUAUUUGCGUGUAUGUGUGUGCUGCUGCUGCUGUCUUUGUUUAAAUAAAAAAAAUCAAUACGACAA
Petromyzon marinus (sea lamprey) is the source of this 1472-nucleotide messenger RNA. RefSeq lists its product as uncharacterized. Gene Ontology annotation, cellular component: extracellular region. Lineage: Eukaryota; Metazoa; Chordata; Hyperoartia; Petromyzontiformes; Petromyzontidae. The record is from RefSeq and is a predicted model, not a curated record. Gene Ontology annotation, molecular function: hormone activity.